Geodia barretti is the source of this 2226-nucleotide messenger RNA. The record is from the annotation of a GenBank genome assembly. Lineage: Eukaryota; Metazoa; Porifera; Demospongiae; Tetractinellida; Geodiidae.
AGGGAAGCAUUAUAUACUCAGACAAAAGGACUACAGCUCACUUUCAGGGCUGUUUCUGUGUGCACGUGAGUGCUAUAGUGAAGAGUGAAAGAAGAAGGAAUCCUACCAAGAAACUAUAAUUGAAGUCUAGCACUGUAAAUAGUUUAUUUUCCACAAGUUUGGUGUUUCAGAGACGGAUUGUUGGUUUUUUCUUUUCUUUUGGUGACCUGAACGACAUUAGGGUGAAAAGACAAGGAAGAGAGGAGUGAGACUAAUAGGAUUCAUUGCUGCAUGCCACACAUACUUCAGCAAUGGAAUUCCUCAAUCCGCAACGCCGGAACUUGUAUUUGAAACGCCUUUCAGCCAGUUUCCUACAUUCUUACUCGGGAGCCGAUCUGAGGCAAGCCACUUCUCUACCCACCGUUUGCAUCAGCACAGAAGACGCAGCAGCAAAGGAGGACGUCUUUCAGCUGCACCGACAGCGAAUAGAAGCGGAGCUAGAGGAACUCACAACCGCUAGCUUGAAGCGCCGGAGCAAGUACCAAGCUGUUACGAUCCCUUCUUCCCUGAAGCACCAGGUGACGGAGACGCCCAGCGGCAACAUGGCCAGACCUCGAUCCCCGCAGAGGAACGACGUUUACCUGCAAGGUCUGCUGGACGAGCGGCUUGCAGUCAUCCGACAACAGCUGAACUCUCUCAGCAGUGAACGAGCCAAGAUGGAGCAAAAGAUGGAAGAUCUUGUCAACGGAAUCAAAGAGGUGCAAGAGCAGUCGGCGCACAUGCCCAAACACAUCAUCAUCACGAGCAGCACGCCGGGCAGCGUUCGGCGCGUGCACAGCAUGGACUCUCGCAAAAAGCAGAUGGUCAAGACCGACUCAGAACAGAGUCUGAUGAAGUACAAGUCCGGGGCUUACUACCACACACAGUUGAGCGGCCCACCUUUAGACGAGGUAGACGGAGAAAGCUGGCCCAACCAUCAGCGCUACGCCAGUGAAUCUAGCGUCGGUAGUUCCGGCGUAUUCUACAGAGACAGCGACGUAGCCAGUCUUGCUGAGAGUGUGACCUCGUCCCUCGUCUCAUCCUCUGCACACAACUCCCUCCACCUGCCCUGCAGACUAGAGUACAUGGACGACCGCCCGAUCCCAACACCCAUCCCCGAACUCCCCGAGUCUCCCUCUGUCUCCCGCUCCGUCACUCCCCUGAUCCACGUAGCCGGCAGCCCGCUGCGCCGACCGCGCUCCAGCUCCUCAACCACUGCCCCCUCUACUCUCAAGUUUGUCUCCUCCCCUGUGCGGCACCAGAGGAUGAACUCCCAGCCAUCCCCUCCAUCCUCUGCACACGCCCUCCUCAGUCCCUCUGGUCUCAGCGCUGGGAGCCUCACCCCCACAAUUGCGACGACGCGGCCUCGCUCGGGCUCAUUCUCGGUGCUAGCAUCGCCCCAUCUGGCCCUCAAAUCCACCCUGUCUUCCUCUGAUCUUCGCACUCGCUCCAGCUCCUCGCCCGCCCCACUCAAGAAAAAGAGCCCCGGCUCGAAGCUCCGACACAACAAGAAGGACCAGCAACUGUCGUACUUUCGCAAGAACUCUUUCACUGAUCUGGAGUCGAGUCUGAAGGGGAGUCAGACUUCCAUUGCUGACGACUACGACGGAUGCGAUAUGAAGGGAAGCAGGGAUAACGUUGCAGAGUUCAGCCGCAGAGUUUCAGGUGAACAGGAGAGCCCACCGGGGAUGCCAGGCAGAGCGAAUGCUCAGAUCCUGCGACGGAGCUCGCUCACCGGUCAAAUCGAGCACGUCACCAACCUCAGAGCACAGGUCAGACGUAACAACAGCUUCAACGCGUCGUCCGUCGUGUCCGUCGAAGGUUCGAAUCAUCCUGCACUGAAACAGCAACACUCGCUGUGUGCCAGACACCCUAGGAUUUCGCUCACACCCACACCACCACGAAGGAUUGUUUACCUCAAGAGCAAAGAGACAACCGUGUGAGGAAUGACACGGAAUAUAGCACCAUUAAUUUCCACCCUCACAAUCAUUUAGCAGCAUACAUGGUGUCGAUUUUCAUUAUUCACAGGAGACCUUUUUGUUGUUUUGUACACAGACUCAAGUGACCAUACAUUUUACAUUUCUUUUUGUGUGGUGUGUGUGUGUGUGUGUGUAUGUUUUGGACCAGAUCUAUUUUCAAACUGUCAUUGUGAACGCCAUGGGUAUCUCGUCAAAUAAGCAAAAAAUCAUGUAUGAAGUAUUAGCACCA